Molecule: messenger RNA, 1400 nt
Organism: Astyanax mexicanus (Mexican tetra)
Lineage: Eukaryota; Metazoa; Chordata; Actinopteri; Characiformes; Acestrorhamphidae
Product: syntaxin-10
Exons: 8
Coding region: 74-817 (247 amino acids)
Biological process (GO): intracellular protein transport; Golgi vesicle transport; vesicle fusion
Cellular component (GO): endomembrane system; synaptic vesicle membrane; SNARE complex
Molecular function (GO): SNAP receptor activity; SNARE binding
Source: RefSeq, a predicted model, not a curated record
GGGACUUUUAUUGUGAAAUGCGGAGCGGCGUGUAAACAGCGGUGCGGCUGCUUCACUGCUGCUGAGAGGAGCCAUGUCGAUGGAGGACCCGUUCUUCGUGGUUAAAGGGGAGGUGCAGAAGGCCCUCUCCAGAGCACGGGGGCUAUUCCAGAGGUGGGAGGAGCUCCUGCAGGAGGACACGCCUAUCAGUCGAGAUGAACUAGACUGGAGCACCAAUGAACUGAGGAACUGCCUGAGGGCCAUCGACUGGGACCUGGAGGACCUGCAUGAGACCAUCAGCAUUGUGGAGUCUAACCCUGGGAAGUUCCGUCUGGGGGAGAAUGAGCUGCAGGAGAGGCGUGAUUUUGUGGAGAGGACGCGGAAGGCUGUUCAGGAGAUGAAGGAGCAGCUUUCCAGUCCCUCUGCUGUAGCGCAGGCAGAGAAAAAGAACAGACAGGCACUGAUGAGUGGUCCAUCACAGCCACGGCAUGCAGGUCUGGAGCCUCACCUGGUAUCUGCCAACUCCAGAUACAUCCAGGAGCAGCAGGAGCAGCAGCAGCUGAUCAUGCAGGAGCAGGACGAGCAUUUGGAGCUGGUGACAGGCAGCAUCCGCGUUUUAAAGGACAUGUCCAACAGGAUAGGAGACGAGCUGGACGAGCAGUCUGUGAUGUUGGGGGAGUUCAGUGAGGAGAUGGAGCAGACCAGUUCCAGGAUGGAUUCGGUGUUAAAGAAAUUGGAGAAAGUGUCGCACAUGACCAGCAGUAGGAGGCAGUGGUGUGCUAUUGGCGCUCUGGUCAUCAUCCUGAUUGUGGUCCUCAUUCUGUUUUUCGCGCUUUGAGCGUCCCCUGCUGGACCUGCCUGGCUUUUUCACAUUCUGCCUGUAUACUCCCUGCCCCCAUACACUGCCCUGUGCUGCUUGGGGGGGCUUCAGAGACAGGAGGAAGCUCCUUAUAACCCCUCCUCCGUCCUCCAUCACCCAGCGCUAUUAGGGCUAAAGUCUUUAACAAUCUGUACUUCUUACUAUUUUUUUCUCUUUCUUUCUUUCUUUCUGUCUAUCUGUCUCUCUCUAAUGCUGAAUUGACUCCUGUAUGCUAAUCCGAUGGAGUUGAUUGGUUGGCGGUUAUUUUAUUAUUAUUAUUAAUCAUUUUUAUAGUGCAAUUCCAUUGUUGUAUCUAUGGGUGGGAGGGUUGCAGGGAGGUAAUGCUGCCUUAUUGUAUUUUUAUACUGGUGUGGUUCACAAUGCUGUACGCAAAUGACGUAAAAUAGCAGUUUGAGCACAGAUAUGAGCAGCAGUGAAUCGUGCAGACUUUUAUUGUGUAAAUGUUUUGAUUAAUAAGCAAGCUCACUAACCCGUGGUAUUAGUCCUAGUAUUAGGACUUUGGUACGGCUUUGUAUGUGUAUUAAAACACAGCCAAACACUG